GGCAGUUCCGACUGUUAGAGCAUAUAUAGCCUUCGCCAUCUUGAGAAGAUAGGAGAGAAAAUCACCUGCACAUUUCAUCGUUUUCCGCACCGCAUUUUGUGUUUAUUUAUUAUCGAUGAGUGCAUCCAACAUCUAGAGCAUCUAUGCUGAUACCUCAGUGAGGGAGUCGCUGCCUGGCCAGCGGUCUGACCACCUGCUCAGAUCUGCCCCUGCUCUUCGACCGGCCGCAGGUAUGAUGGCGUGUUGCUUGUCUGAGGAAGCCCAGGAGCAGAAAAGGAUAAACCAAGAAAUAGAACGGCAAUUACGAAGAGACAAACGGGAGGCUAGGAAGGAACUCAAACUCCUCCUGCUUGGCACGGGGGAGUCGGGAAAAUCCACGUUUAUCAAACAGAUGCGAAUUAUCCACGGUGCUGGUUAUUCAGAUGACGACAAAAAGGGCUUUAUCAAACUUGUCUACCAAAAUAUAUUCAUGGCCAUGCAGAGUAUGAUACGGGCUAUGGACAUGCUCAAAAUCCAAUAUGGUGACUCGAGGAACAUCGACAAAGCGGAACUCGUCCGGAGUGUUGAUUUUGAGACAGUGACGACGUUCGAGGCCCAGUUCGUGGAGGCCAUCAAAGACCUCUGGGCGGACUCGGGCAUUCAAGAAUGUUACGACAGGCGUCGUGAAUAUCAGCUCACCGACUCGGCCAAAUACUAUUUAAUGGAAAUUGACCGAGUCGCCGCACACAACUAUUUGCCUACAGAACAGGACAUUUUACGAGUCCGAGUUCCUACAACAGGCAUCAUAGAAUACCCCUUUGACCUAGAAGAAAUUCGUUUCAGUUAUCUUAGUGACCUAGACAGAAUCAGAGCACCCGACUACCUGCCAACGGAGCAGGACAUUUUACGUGCUCGACAGCCAACCACUGGUAUUAUCGAGUACCCUUUUGAUCUGGACUCCAUUGUGUUCAGAAUGGUGGAUGUCGGAGGACAGAGGUCUGAACGAAGAAAAUGGAUUCACUGUUUUGAAAACGUUACAUCUAUCAUCUUCCUGGUAGCCUUAAGUGAAUACGACCAGAUAUUAUUUGAGUCGGAGAAUGAGAAUCGAAUGGAGGAGUCCAAGGCAUUGUUCCGCACCAUUAUUACCUACCCUUGGUUUCAACAUUCGUCAGUCAUUCUCUUCUUAAACAAGAAAGACUUGCUUGAAGAAAAAAUCAUGUACUCUCAUCUUGUCGACUAUUUCCCCGAGUUUGAUGGUCCGCAAAGAGAUGCUAUUAGAGCAAGAGAAUUCAUUCUCCAAAUGUUCGUGGAUAUGAAUCCAGACUCAGAAAAAAUAAUUUACUCGCAUUUUACAUGUGCAACUGAUACGGAGAACAUUAGAUUUGUAUUUGCUGCUGUCAAAGAUACCAUUUUGCAAUCCAACCUCAAGGAAUACAACCUUGUCUAAACCCUUGGCCGGCACAAGAGGGGAAUCAGCAGCAGCAGCAAAAGCACAAAUCAAAGAUCAACGUAACCACACCCACGCAUUAGUACAUACAGACACACGAAUUCGUUGGUCAGGCAAUGACGCUGAUCGAUGGCGCAUCAAGAUGGUUAUUAAUUUGUCACUGAGUUGGUUCAUGUGUUUUUCUCGCCGCCAGUGAAGGAAUCGAUAUGAUUUGCCCAUUCUCAUCUUCUGACCCUAAAAAUCUGGCUCAUCUUACGGAAAUUCGCCGCUGGAGCAGCCAGAACCUUAGUGACAAUUGCAUUUGCCCCUCUGUUUGGUAUUUGUGAAAGUAGCAGAAGAGAGCGAGCGGAAAUUUGUUACGGAAAAGUGAGCAACUUUUCGUCGUGACUUCCUACUAAAAGUGAACUCAAAAAAGAAGUAUGGAGGCGUGUCUCAGUUGAUUCAAAACUCCUCGUCGUUUUCCAUCCUUUUCUCAUUCUAACCUUGACACCUAAGUAAACCAAAACCGCAAAUUCACUCUUGGACAUCAACAAAAUCAGGCAAUAUAGUUUAGUGCCAGGAGCAUUGACUAAUGAUGUAUGUGGAGACUAUCAAUUUAAGAAUCCAUUGAUGGUUUUCUGAUUAAUUUCAGCAGUGGCUGGUGCUAGCAAUAGCAAGUGCGAAACAUUGCCAAACAAAUUGAUGCCAAUGAAAUACCACACGCAAAUUCUGAAAAGAAGCAAAUUUCAAAAUACAUUGAAUACCUAUUUGUUGUAGAAUUCCAAGUUAACAUAGCAUCACUUGAGAAUUUAAGCAAUAGAGCCUAGGGGAUCUUUGAAAUCAUUAAUUCGAAGGUGAUUUGUGAUAUUCUUUUUUUUCCAAAAUCGAGAGAUUGUUGAUUUUACUAAAGAGCAUAAUGCAGUGAGUGGCGCAGACAGUGGCGCAACUUGUCAAAGUAAAAAUAUAAAUGAUAAACCGAAAAUGUAAGGAAAAUUAUCUUUUGUGCAGCUGCUGCGAUUUUCACAUCACGAACACUGACACUCACAUACACACCAAGUUAAAUGUAACAUUGCAUUUAUUAAUUACGAUUUUUGUUCUCACGUUGGCGAAAGAUAAUUUUUCAUGGCCACUCCCAAGAAUUUCCACUACAAUAGUCAUGCUCUCAACAGUCAUAACUUUCCGAAACCGUGUUUAUUGUUUGUAAGAUAUGGAAAUUUGACACAAAGACAUUCUAUUAAUGCCAUUUACAAAUUAACUGCGAAGAGAAGAAUUUUAAAACAAAAGUUAUCAGGCUUUGGGGCUUAAAUUGGAUUGAUUCGGAAACAAACUUACUUCCCCUAAACUCUUGCAAGUUACAGUUGAGAACUCUCAAACCGUGAAAUGCGUCAUGCACUUGAAACUAAAAAUUGAAAAAGAGGCAUAAUGACAAACAUUUCAUCGCUGCGUUUAUAUUUUCUAUGAUAGGUCUGUAACUCUAAUCAUAACCCAAUUGUGAAAAUGCAUUGACAUUUUUUUUAUAGUGAAUAUAAUUAUAUUUCACGGUCGAAAUACGGAAAUAACAGGCCCAAAACCAUAAUGGAAAAUUCUUGCUAAUUCCUUACAAAGUAAAAAUGUCUGCCAUUUGGAAAUUUUUAAAAGUUAUUGAAGAAGAGCAGAAAGUAGCAAGCUAUAUGUAUAUUUGAAGAUUAAAUUAAACAGAAAAGAGAAAAACGGAAAAUUAUAUCAUUCAGCGUUAAAAAGAUAAAUGAAAAGAGAUGCAUCUCACCGUGUAUGUUUAUAAUCAUUGCAAAAACGAAAAGGGUCUGUGUUACUUGAAAUAGCUCUCCCCUCAAAUUUGGGCUCACGUGUUUCGAUUUUCUACUUGCAAAUAUGCUCUUUUUUCAGGAGAAUGGCAAAGUAUGUGUAAAACAUUGACAUAAGCGAGCUAUUUCCAAGAAAUCGCCCUUGUUUUCUUUGUCAACUCGAAUUUUUCGCAGCCUUAGUUGUGCGCAAUAUUAUAAAGUGCACGCAAAACACAACUUUGAAGAUACAUCUCACAAUUGGACUCGGCAUUUCUUUUAUCAGUUUGAGUUAAUCAAUUUUCCAGUAAAACCCGUGAACACUAACAAACACACAAACACUGUAUAGCAGGAUUAAUUGAUAGUUGUGGGUGCGUGGUAAUGACGAAGAUGAUGAUGGAUGUCAUGUUUGUAAAUAAUAACAGGUAUUUCAAUGAAAUUAGUCGCUCCACGUGGUAAUUAUCAUAAGGAUUUAUAAAUACUUUCAUUGUGUUAUGCAUAUAUUAUAGUAUAUUUUUAAUUUUGAGCUAUAAACCCCAUUAUUUGUGCGAGUCUGCAGUCCUUUGUUAAUUUUAUUUGCAAUCUUGUUUAUGCACAAAUCUGACUGUAACAGGUUUUUGUUGUGAUUACUCUCUGGAUAAUGUCACAUUUGAAUUUAGCUGUGUUUUGCAGAUCACGUGGUCGCGGGGUCGGCUCUGAAUUUAACCAAAGUGUUGCGAUCGCUGAAGUUCGGACCAACCGUGAUUGAUCUGUGAAAUAAGUUUGGCAAGUCAUAAGCUCGCGUCCUGUAUUUUUCUUCGCUUGGCCCACUCAAACCGUUUAUAUUAUUAAUUUGAUGAUGUGAUCGACACUGCACUAUUUUUUUCUGUUGAAUAUUAACGCGCUUUGUGCAUUUUGUACAUAUGAAGAUAUAUAUUUAACUGCCAUUCAUUUGAUUGGAUGGGCCACGCUGUAAUUCAAUCAUUUCCUCCGGCCGAAUGAGAGACGGCCAGCGAUUUGAAUAAGAGAAGAAAAUAAUGCGUUUGCUUGCAAAUUGAAACUGAGAACAUCCCUGACUUGUUGUGGGGUGGCCACCACUCAAGGUUAUAAUAAAAGUAGUGACGAUUUCCGACGAUGCCCGUUUUUUAUAAAUGUAAAUGUAAGUACAGUAAAUAUGACAUAAUUCCACGAGUGAGGUUGUUUUUGGCUGGAUUUUGCGUGCAGAAUGAAAAUAGAAAUUGUGGCCUGCUCCAACUCGAUACGCGGGCAAACGGGCGACCCGAAUUUCCUCCAUAAAAAGAAAAAGUGGCCUCUUUAUGGAGAGAAUCAUUAAUUUGUCCUUCGCAGCAUUUACAAGGCAAACACACAAAAACCAUGUUAUCGAUUAUUCUUAGGAAAAUGAUUAUUUUAUGUGUGUUCAUUUAUUUUUGCAUAGCUUGUUGCUAAAAGACUUUAUUCAAAGUAAAAGUAAGUGAAAUCAUUACUGACAAAAAAAGCAGUAAUAAUAAUAUCGUUCGCGCCAUUUUCAGUUGGUUAUGAUUAUUAAUUACGCAUUAUAUACACUGUAAAAAGUCUUGGGCCAUAAUUCAUGUUGGUAUUUAUUUCUGCUUUAGUCCCUUCCUUACAGUCUUGAGAAUUUGUCGUUGAUGAAGAAACCUAAUAUAUUUUAUGAGUAGUCUUCUCCGGGUGAGGUGUCUUGAUCGGCCCUACCGAGAAGCUUUAUAUUAUUUAACUUUUGGUAUAUAAUAUCUAAUGCUAAUUCAAAACGAAAAUAUGAAUCAUGCGAAAGGUGGGAUAAUUCAAAGUUUUUUUCGACUACACGCAUGCCACACUCUAGUUUGACAUGGAUGAAUAUAAAGAUUUACUAUCUGCUAAGUUAAUCAGUUCAUUAAUUAAUCAAUACUAUGAUUCAACUGAGAAAUUUCUUGAUUUUGGGCGAUAAAAACGUAAUACCGAGUAAAACAAAAAGCAUAUUAUUAUUAUUAUUCUGAACGUAUGUGUGCAGAGGACUUGGUGAGUUCUUUUUGAUGCAAACUAAACAAAAGAAAGAAAAUGUACGUACAUGUGAAAAUGGCGUGAGAUGCUUGUGAUGUUACAAGUGUGAAUGCUAGUGAUCUGCGAGAGCUUUUUGAAUGGUUAUAGAAAAAUUUGUAAACGCACUUCUUGUCAAAAAAUAAACAUUUUUUUCUGAAA
Cloeon dipterum is the source of this 5355-nucleotide messenger RNA. RefSeq names its product guanine nucleotide-binding protein G(q) subunit alpha. Gene Ontology annotation, cellular component: heterotrimeric G-protein complex. The record is from RefSeq and is a predicted model, not a curated record. Lineage: Eukaryota; Metazoa; Arthropoda; Insecta; Ephemeroptera; Baetidae. Gene Ontology annotation, biological process: phospholipase C-activating dopamine receptor signaling pathway; adenylate cyclase-modulating G protein-coupled receptor signaling pathway. Bases 233 to 1426 code for a protein of 397 amino acids. The transcript has 10 exons. Gene Ontology annotation, molecular function: guanyl nucleotide binding; G protein-coupled receptor binding; G-protein beta/gamma-subunit complex binding.